This is a messenger RNA of Doryrhamphus excisus (bluestripe pipefish), 3745 nucleotides long. NCBI's taxonomy places the organism in Eukaryota, Metazoa, Chordata, Actinopteri, Syngnathiformes, Syngnathidae. The record is from RefSeq and is a predicted model, not a curated record.
CUAAUACUAAGUCUUUCAAAAAUAACUAACUGGUAACUAAUUUAUUUAAUGAAUUACAUAUAAUUUUUUUACCAUUACAGGUGAACGUUUUUUCAUGUGGACAUAUGUUUUUUGCAUUCAGUAUGCGACCCCCAGUGGAAAAAGUUUGGGCAUCCAUGACAUAACUGGAUAAAGAAAUAGAUAAGACAAAGGCAGUGAGCUGGCAUUGUUCAGCUACAAGCUGGAACUGUCAAUGAGGAACUUUAAAAAAGGGGACCUAUUAUGCUUUUUCCACAAUUCUGAUUUAUAAAUUUAGUUGAAAUGUUGUAUUUUUGUGUUAAACUGAAAGAAGUUUGGGAUGGCUCAAAACGCUUUGUUUCAGAGGGCGUUGUAAAACUGUACUUUUGUAAUGUCACACAUAGACAGGCUUUCUUAUAUGGGCGUGGUCUGUAGGCCAGAUACGCUCUCUGCCCUCCCCCAAGCUCUUCUUCUGUGUUUACAUUGUUGACAAUGGCUCACACAAAGUGUUUCUUCGUAAGGGAAAGCUAUAUUUGUUUAUAAUUCUUAACGACACAUCAUGCACAAGUGGUUGGAGUUCCUGAUUCCCUACUAGCAAAAGAAAAAUAUUCGGGUCUGCUAACGGCAUUUCACACUGGACUGUUUUGUGAACAUGGGCCAGUAUGCAACUGGACUAGCCGACAAACUGCCUUUCCAACGUUACUUGGUCGUGUGGAAGAGUCAGAAGAGCAAGCAGUGCGUCUGCAGGAGCCGUUGUGGAGAAUGGGUCUGUUAUGAAAGGCUCCAACGUCUCCAGUGACCGUCAUGAUCAUUCCAAGCAGCACGUCCCUGAACCCAGCACUGUCCUCCAGAGUGAAUCUAUUCUUCGAUGUGCACCAUACCCACUCUCAACCUCCAUGUUCCAUGUCACCUCCCAGAAACCCAAUCCCAACAUGACCCAGGAUAGCCACAGUGUAACCUCCCAGGACUCUGGAAUCCCAACACUGGAGCUCACUGGGGUAGACUCUCCUGCCACCCUAACAUUGAACGACGACAGCAGCACCAUGCCCAAGUCCUCCAACUUUCCACGUAACAGCUUUGGAUCCACCCGCUUCUUCAGCCCGGGCGUCAGGCUGUCCACCACCACGGGCCACCGAGCUUUGAACCGCAGCGACAACAACUCCAUGUGCAGCACAUCCAGCAUGAGCACAGAGUUCUCCUUGUCCAAUGAGGACAUCCUGGACUUUACCAUAACCUCCGACUCCAGCGCCAUUGUCACCUUGGGGACGGACAACGGCAGCAUGCCUCAUUUCUCUAACGUCGUGCUGACUUCGUCACCGGGAUGCUCCAAGGACUAUAGAGUUCCGGGUAUACCAAUCCGGGAUUUGGGUGUCCCGAGACAGGAAGAGGAUGGCAAGCAAAAGAAACUUGGAUCUCUCGUCAGCUUGUUCAACAGGAGUCUAUUUGCCAGGAAAGUGAAGGACAGUCAUUCAGCAGAGCAGCAGGAUGCUGGAUGGAAGCUGUUUGGGAAGGUGCCACCACGCGAGGCCCCCAUCAAAGACCCUAAAAGGAUACAGAAGGAAUAUGAAACAAAGACUGGCAGAGCUGGACCCGGCAAUGUGACGUCUCCCAGGCAGAAUGUAAGGAAAAACCUGGACUUUGAGCCACUCUCCACCACCGCUCUCAUACUGGAGGACAGACCUGCUAAUCUUCCAGCUAAGCCGGCCGAGGAGGCAGAGAAACACAGACAACAAUAUGAAGAGAUGGUGGCCCAGGCCAAGAAGAGAGAGUUAAAGGAGGCCCAGAAGAGGAGGAAGCAGCUGGAGGACCGCUGUAAGCUGGAGGAGAGCAUCGGCUCGGCAGCUCAGACGUGGAACCAGGAGAUCUUGCCCAACUGGAGUGCCAUGUGCACAUCUCGGCGAGUGAGGGACCUCUGGUGGCAGGGCAUCCCCCCCAGUGUCAGAGGCAAAGUGUGGAGCUUGGCUGUGGGCAACGAUCUCAAUAUCACACAUGAGCUCUAUAACAUCUGCCUGGCACGGGCGAAAGAGAAAUGGACGGCGCCGGUGAGCACUCCAGAAGCUGAAAGUGAAGACCAGGGCUCGUCCAAUCGGGAGUCGAGCUUGGAGCUGAUCAAGCUGGACAUCUCCAGAACAUUCCCCCAACUGUGCAUCUUCCAGCAGGGGGGGCCCUAUCAUGACGUGCUGCACAGCAUUCUUGGAGCAUACACCUGCUACCGGCCUGAUGUCGGCUAUGUACAAGGAAUGUCGUUCAUCGCAGCAGUGCUCAUCCUGAAUCUGGACACAGCCGACGCCUUCAUAGCAUUUGCCAACCUGCUCAACAAACCGUGUCAGAUGGCCUUCUUCAGAGUGGACCACAGCCUUAUGUUGACAUACUUUGCUGCAUUCGAAGUGUUCUUUGAAGAAAACCUACCAAAGCUCUUUGCACAUUUCAAGAACAACAACCUGACUCCCGAUAUUUAUUUGAUCGACUGGAUCUUCACACUGUACAGUAAGUCUCUGCCACUGGACCUGGCGUGUCGCGUGUGGGACGUCUUCUGCAGAGACGGCGAGGAGUUCCUGUUCCGCACGGCACUGGGCCUCCUGCGCCUCUUCCAGGACGUGCUGACCGGCAUGGACUUCAUCCACAUGGCCCAGUUCCUCACCCGCCUGCCCGACCUCAUCCCCGCCGAGCAGCUUUUCCAGCACAUAGCCGCCGUCCACAUGACCAGUCGCAACAGGAAGUGGCCGCUGGUUCUACAGACGUUACAGAAGGAUCCAGAGCGAGGAAGCCCGGUGUUGAAGCGCUGACGUUGAAGACCGUCAUGAAGAAGGAGGAUCCCAGCCACCGACACCUGAGAGGACUUUGGGAUCCACAGGUGCUGCUAUGAAAGACGCUGGGAUCAGAAGCAGGACCCAACAGGGGACCAGUGAGUAACAAAGCAGCAGGGGUGCCUUAUUGAACACACUCCCACCCAAAAUGGGACCAGAGGAACCAGAGGAACCAGACAUCACAACCACUUUGGCUCUUUGGACUCCAGGCACUGGACCACUUUUUCUCUUUACUUUUUUUAAGGUGACUCCCUGAAAGCACUUUGAAGGAGUGACGUUGUUGAUGUUACAUGUCUCCAGAAAAAAAAGGUCAUCAGCUGCCUUUGUUUUGAGCUACAUUUCAUCGUCUUUUAAUUGUGUAUUUAUUCACAGGGGAAGCAAAUCAAUGUUGUUGUUUUAAAAAGGCUUUUAUUUCCCGUCUGUCCAUUGAAACCUGUGUUCAUCAUGCUAAGCUAUAUUGCACUAUUCCUGGCGGACUACACGCCGUCUCCUUUGCUGUAUCGUGGACUUUGUUGUCCGUUUUUUAACACAUGCUCGCUGAUUGGGCGUCCUAUCGCUGUUGUUCAUCCUUGUUGUCAAUUAGGUGACAUGUUGUGGGUUACAAACACAGGAAACUUGUUUUAGUGAUGCCAGUAAGUUGUUGCAAAGCAAGGCAGCGUGCUUUCACCACCACCCCCACCGCCCCAAAGCGUGGUAAUACACCACAGAACUGCAAUAACACACAUCAUCACCUUCUGUUUUAGAGAUUGAUUUGUGUAUGUGUGUCCAGUGGCUUUUCCACUUUUGUUACUUUUGUCACCCAAACUAAUAAUCAUUAAAAUCUGAUUGCACUCUUGCUGCAUAGUGUAGAUUUUUUUUUUUUUUUUUGGUUUGGGGGUGUUUUUUUGGAAGUGCUGCUAGUGGGGAGGGCCACCUUGUCUCAUUCCAACUGAAAAUGUUCC